AUGUUGCAACUCAACACCGACUGCCAGAGACGAGUACUCAACUACAUUAACAGCCGAAGCGACCUAAAGUCACUAUGUUUGGUGUCGAAAGAGCUCAACCAACUCGCCCUCGAAAAGCUUUACAAGCGCAUCGACAUCCGCCUGUUCAGCGAAAAUAACACCAACUACAUCCUUGAACUACUGAAGGACGUAAAACAGAACCUCCAGUAUACCAGAGAACUCGUCGUGGAAGAUGAGUGCAUCGCCGAGGAAACCACGUCCGUCCAGUACGGCAGUGUUGGACUACCUGACCUCAAAUGUUGGACCGGUUCUGGCGCCACGAAUGCAGAUCCUGAAGUACGCGACAGUCGAUUUGAGCAGGUCUUAGAUCUCAUCCCGGCAAAUGCCCUGCGCACAUUCCGUUUCCUCGGUCGACGAUCACUACCGUGGCGGUUGCAUAAGAAGCUCGCAUCGAAACAGAGAAACAUCACAGACCUCCAAGUCAGUCUUGCUAUGGAUCUCUUCGACAACUCCAUAAACAUACUGCCAGAAGUGUGUCAACGCGAAACGGAUUUGAAACGACUGGACAUGUACAUCGUCAGUGGGUCGCCACUCAACAACCAAUUACUCGACUAUGUUGAAGCCGUCGGAAGCAACCUGCAAUCCCUGUCUUUGAGCGCCAACAUUGACACUGACGUUUCCAAGCUGCUCGGGAACCACGACUGGCCACCAUACCAGCCCAAACUCCCACUGAAAGAACUCAGAUUGACUGGCUUGACAUUGAUACACAUGUACAACUCCCUAUCGACAAUCAUCGAUUUCAGCAAGCUGCAAAAGCUCGACCUAGUAGAAUGCGCCGGAGCCUUCGGAUUACUGGCGGACAUUACAAAUGCAAUGCCAAACCAGCAGUUCGAUCUUACGCACGUUGCCUUGAACGAAUUUGUUCCUCGAAUUAGCAUCAUCAAAACUGACGACGAGCGCAACAUACAUUUGGUCAACUUCUUGAAAGCAUGUCCAAACCUGCGCAGUCUGCACUUUGGUCAUUACGAUCUCGAAGCUUUACCACCAGGAUUGAGACAGUACCUACAAAGUAGAGGCAAGGAGCUCACGAGUCUGAGUCUAUACUCCAAAACCGAGAUAAUCGACGCUGGAGAGUUCGAUCUUAUUUGCCGAUUAUGUCCCAACCUAGAACAAUUCGCCGCCGGGAUCGACGAGGAAUUUAUAAUGGCAGAUGGGCUGUGGUACCAUAACCUGAGAGACUUCGUAGACUCCCUCCGCCGCCUCCCCAAACUCCGUACCCUCCAUGUCCACCGCUCCCGCAUCUCCCUAGUCGGCGGCCUCGGCAACGGAUACGGCAACCGCUGGAACACAUCCAUGAUCUCGCUACAAGUGCAAAAGUUCGCAAACCUGCUCUUCGGCGAACUCUACUUAACACACCCUGAUUCCGCCCUCGAAACAAUUAUCGUUGGGCACUUGGGUCCUCUAAAAAGGAAGAGCAAUGCUGUCGAGCUGGGCAAUGGGCGUGAGAUCAAUUCGCAGCAUUAUCUGCCGCAGUUUUGCUUUGUCAAGAGUCGGCAGGAGGAUCUUUUGGGGAGAACGGCGACGACGGGGGUGAUGAAUCAUGAUGCAAAGAAUACCGAGCUGCUCAUCUUCCCCGUGCGCAGUUCCCUCACACACCCCACAACCGUGACCAACCAAAUCACCACCAACAAAACCGUCAUCACGCUCGCCACCCAAAGUAUACCCUCACUCUCCAACUCCCUCCCCAACACACCCGUACUAAGCGUAAACCCCACAUUCGGAAAGAUGAACGCCCACCACGUCAGACUAAACGGCAUCUUCCCAAUCACCCCCAGAUUCCCCAGCAGCGCAAUAGCAAACAACCAGAAACUAAACACAUACAAGAAAACCCCCGUGAAAAGCGCCAAAACACGAAGUAUCUCCGGCGCAGCAGGAUGCUUCGCAAAGUACCCUUCCGACAUGUUGUUCGGAACCGCAUUCGCCAGCCCAAUCAACGCAACAAUCGUGUACGCACCACUCCCCACCGGUAUAAACAACGCAGGCCGUAACUGA
Molecule: messenger RNA, 2052 nt
Organism: Alternaria ethzedia
Lineage: Eukaryota; Fungi; Ascomycota; Dothideomycetes; Pleosporales; Pleosporaceae
Exons: 6
Coding region: 1-2052 (683 amino acids)
Source: RefSeq, a predicted model, not a curated record